CGCCACACGUGCAGGAAGUGGUGUAAAAAUCAACUUCCGGGUCAAAUUCUAAGGUCAAAUAAUCAACCGGUACAGUUGCUGACUCCAAAAAUUGUUUGGAGGUGAAAAACCAGAAAGAUGUUGUCUGUGAGGAGGGUCGUACAUUAUGUUCCCCGGAGAUAUAUGGCCGUAGUGACAGGCUCAAAUCCACAGGUCACACAGCCUCUCAACUAUAUUGGAGGGAAAAGAGUGGACCCAGUGCAUUCACCAGACACCUUUAAUCUCACAUCUCCUGCGACAGGUGAGGUACUCAGACCUGUGGGUAACACUGGCAGUACGGAUGUUGAUGAGGCUGUGUUGGCAGCUCAGGAUGCCUUUAAAACCUGGUCAAAGAUUUCUGGUUUUGAGCGGGGCGCAAUACUGAAGAAAGCUGCCAAUAUAAUCAGGGAGAGGGCAGAAGAGAUGGCAAGAACAGAAGUUCUGGAUACAGGAAAACCUAUCUGGGAGGCUAGGUACGACAUUGAAGGGUGUACUGAUACUAUCGACUAUUAUGGCGGACUGGCCGCGAAAAUAGCAGGAGAGUACCAACAGUUAGCCAAUGGGAGCUUUGCUUACACAAUCAAGGAGCCCCUGGGUGUAGUAGGAGGAAUCGGGGCCUGGAAUUACCCGUUUCAGAUGGCUGCCUGGAAGUCAUCCCCAGCCCUAGCAGCAGGCAACACCAUGAUAUUCAAACCCUCACCACUAACACCUCUCACGGCUGUCAUGUUGGCAGAAAUCUACUCAGAGGCAGGACUUCCUCACGGCUGUUUUAAUGUCAUCCAGGGUGAAGGAGAAACCGGACAGUUGCUAAGCAACCACACAGGUGUGUCCAAGAUGACAUUUACAGGGAGUGUUCAGACUGGCAGCAAGAUCAUGGAAGCAUGUGCCAAGCAAAUCCAUCAUGUAACGUUGGAGCUGGGAGGAAAAUCUCCGUGCAUAAUCUUCGAUGACAGCGAUUUGGACAGUGCAGUGACUGGAGCCAUGCUGGCAAACUUCCUCAACCAAGGACAGGUGUGCUCCAAUGGGACAAGAGUCUUUGUACAAGACAGUGUGAUGAAACCAUUCCUGGAAAAGUUGGUGGAACGAACUAAGGCGAUGAAAAUAGGUGAUCCAAAUGAUGAGGAUACGACUGUGGGGGCCACGAUCAGCCCAGAACAGGCCAGCAAGACUCUACAGUACAUCGACAUCGCACAAACUGAGGGUGCUCAUAUCCUGUAUGGAGGUAAACGUGUUACUCCCAGUGCCAGUCUAGCUGGGGGCUACUACAUCCAACCCUGUAUACUGACGAAUUGCCAAGACAACAUGCGAGUGGUCAAGGAGGAGGUGUUUGGAAGUGUAAUGUCGGUCCUCAGCUUCUCAAGUGAAGAAGAGGUCAUUGCCCGAGCCAACGACACAGAAUUUGGUCUGGCAGGAGGAGUCUUUACAAAUAAUUUACAGCGGGCCCACCGAGUGGCAAGCAGUCUGGAGGCGGGCUCUCUCUACGUCAACACCUACAAUGUUUACCCCGUUGGUGUGCCUUUUGGCGGCUACAAGAAAUCAGGAAUCGGCCGUGAAAAUGGACCAGACACAUUGGACUAUUACACACAAAUCAAGUCUGUUUAUGUAGAAAUGGGGCCAGUGGAGGCACCCUUCUGAAGGACCAGAUUGAUGUAGUGCAAGUCAUUGGGUAGAAAGGAAUCAAGUUGGAGUCGGAUCAGAACAGGGUUACAGCCUAAGAGAGGAGACAUGAUGUAAAAAGCUGGACCAGAACUUGGGUAUAACCUAAAGGGCAGUCUGAUGUUGGCCUGGACUAAAUACUCAGUAAAUCAUCGUUGAAAUCCAAGUUAAUUUCUCAAUAGGUUAUUUCCUCUGCAGCAGUUUUACAUGAAUUUUGAGGAUGCUUAAAAGUGGGAUCCUUACAAUAAAACAUAUAUCAUUAUUUCCUGAUAAAAAUCAGGAUUUAUUGUAUUCAUAUAAAAAUAUUGAAAUUAGUCAAUUUGAAAUUUGAAAUGAGCAAUCUUUGAUAUUCCAGAUUAGGUAUUCAGAGCUAUUUCAUAUCGAUAAUAUAGGUGAUGGCGUAUGAAUUAAUGGCCUAAUUAUAUCGAGCAUUGGCCAACAGGACAGAAACUUUGUGAUCAGUGGAGGACAGAGAAAUGUUCCAGCAUAGACGUUGAUAUUUAUUUUGAAAAUGUAGGUCAACAUUUAAUGUGGAAUGUUAUCCACUUCUGGUUGUUAACAUAUACAUGUACAUGUAUAUGGCUUUGAAGCAUUAUAUUGUCUUCAGAAAGUUCAUCGUGAAAUAUGCUGGACAUUUUGUUGAGCUCGACCACAAGCUCGAGCACAUGUACUUGUGGUGUGAAAAAACGGUGAACUUCACUACAUUCCGAACUACUAAUUAGACAUUCUAGUGAGCAAAUGGCGUUUGACAAUCAAUGUGCAUGACAUAUUUCAAAUGUGUUUGAUAUAUAUCUGUGAUAAUUAUCCAAGAUUUAUCAUGGGGAUUAAAUCCAUCAACGAUAUAUCUGUAAUAAAUAUCCAAGAUUUAUCAUGAGGAUUAAAUCAAUCAACCAUUGGCAAUCACAAACUUGUACACAGAAACUUUUAUAACAGAACAAUGGACAUGACAUAUACUUAUGUGGGCUGAUAUCACCAAGGAUCAUCGAUAAAAAUGAUAAUUCAGACAAACUUGCCCUAAAAGUCACCUCUAUAACAAAACAGUGUCUAUAAAUAAAAUCUGACUAAAAUGUUAUGUUUCUGCUAACUUGUGUGUCCUUUAGGCAAGUCUGACUGUAUCCUGGGAUUUUGUUGUCCCUUUACAGUUACAUAAACUCAAUAGCCAUCUAAAUGAAUAUUAGACCCAACACUGAACUCUCUUUUUGGUCUUGAGUUGGGGUAAUAUUUUGUUGUUGUUAAUUAACAGCAAACAGAAGAGGAUGUAUCCGUAUUCAAGUGACACUUUUUUCUUUUCACGUAGACAACUUGUCAGUGAUUUGGUGAAAUCCCUAGUUAUUAAACAUAAUUAACCUUUCACCCCUACUGAGCAUAUUGGACUUCAAAUGAUAAAUGAAUGGCCGAGUCCACUAAAGUUUCUUAGGGUUGAAAUGUUUAAGCAACUACCGAUUCAUACACACCAUACAUCUGUAUGGAAAUAUAAUAUCCAACAUUUCAUAGACACAAGUAACUGUUAAGACCUUUCAAAUUAGUAAGCAUUUCUUACACAUAUUACAUAUACAUGUACAUACACACCAUGAUUUUUUAACUAGGACUUUCAUAUUAAACAUUUCAUUCAUUAAUAUACAUGGUAUGUAUAGUUCUCAAAUCAUCAUUUUAUAUAUACAUACAGAAGCAAAUAUGCUUAGCCUAAGUGUACAUGAGUGUGUGUGUUUCGUUCAUUUUUUCAUUUUCAUCCGAGAGGUCAUUUUAAACAAUGAAAUAAAAAAAAUGAAAAUACUGAAAAAAUGAAAA
Messenger RNA from Pecten maximus, 3462 nucleotides. Its product is annotated as 4-trimethylaminobutyraldehyde dehydrogenase-like. Gene Ontology annotation, molecular function: aminobutyraldehyde dehydrogenase (NAD+) activity; 4-trimethylammoniobutyraldehyde dehydrogenase (NAD+) activity. NCBI's taxonomy places the organism in Eukaryota, Metazoa, Mollusca, Bivalvia, Pectinida, Pectinidae. Bases 118 to 1653 code for a protein of 511 amino acids. The record is from RefSeq and is a predicted model, not a curated record. The transcript has 10 exons.